CAUUCUGUGGGCAUCGCUGGAUAGAAAACCUACCCGUCGUCGAGAGGGCUAUUGCAGUAUGGCCAAUGAUCGUGAUGUACGUGGAUGCAGUGACGAAGAAAGAACUUCCAAACCCUAAAACAUCAUCCUAUGACGCUCUUGUAGAGGCACGGAAGGACUAUCUUAUAAUGGCCAAGUUGCACUUCUUCAUGGCUAUCUCCAGGACCUUCACCACCUUUCUAACUACAUAUCAGACAGAUGAGCCUGUGAUGCCAUUCAUCAGCAAAGACCUGGCUGUGCUCAUGAAGAGCCUGCUGAAGAGGUUCAUCAAGGCAGAGAUCCUUAAAGACAUCACUACACUGCAGAUGGUGAGACUCGACACGACUGACAAGAAAACAAGAGUCCACCUAAAGGACGUGGACAUUGGCUUAGGAGCAGAAGCAGUCCUAAAGGAACUCCAGAGUAGCCCCAGCAGCAGUGUAGGAGAGCUCAGUGUGUUGGAGUUUAGAAGAGACUGCAUGGAGUGUUUGACUAACAUUGUCCAGAAAAUGCAAGACAAGAGUCCACUGAAGUACAACACUGUGAGGCAGAUGGCAUGUUUGGACCCAGCAAACAUGUUCUCAGACCCCGACUUGUGCCAGGAAAGAAUGAAACGACUUGUUCAGAGGUUUCUGCAAGACAACCAGCUGUCAGGAGGUGUCUCUGCUGGUAUUUAAGUUUUCAGAAGUCUAGCAAUAUGUACACUGUCACACUUACCUGAAGCUUGUUCAGUCACAGCACAGCACAGUACAGUAGUGAUAUGCUUGUCUAGUUAAGUACAUUUUUUCAUUACAUUGAUUGAUUGUGUUAUUUAUUUUGUGUUAAUCUGUUUUAUGGCAGGUGACAUGAUUGUCCAGCAGUUUGGAAACUUCUUGUCUCUGGAGGCAAAAGCUGAAUCCUUCUCUUCUUUCCAACCUGUGCGGACAAGACUGGAUGUUUUCCUGCAUGGACUCCUCCAUCAGUCCUACCCUGUGCUCUGGACUUUCUGCAAGAAACUUCUGCUCCUGUCUCAUGGUCAAGCGACAGUUGAGAGGGGCUUUUCUGUAAACAAGGAGGUAGAGGCUGAUAACAUGCAGGAGGACACAGUUGUUGCUCAGAGAAUGAUAUGUGACUAUGUUUCUGUCUGUGGUGGGGUUCUCAAAGUUCCUCUGACAAAGGAGCUCCUGGCAGCUGCAGCCUCAGCAAGGUCUCAGUAUCGGCUACACCUGGACCAGGAAAAGAGAAAGAAGGAGAGCAACACAC
Messenger RNA from Epinephelus fuscoguttatus (brown-marbled grouper), 1260 nucleotides. RefSeq lists its product as uncharacterized. The coding region runs from base 66 to 695 and encodes 209 amino acids. The transcript is spliced from 3 exons. The record is from RefSeq and is a predicted model, not a curated record. Lineage: Eukaryota; Metazoa; Chordata; Actinopteri; Perciformes; Serranidae.